Messenger RNA from Oenanthe melanoleuca, 4394 nucleotides. RefSeq names its product dihydropyrimidine dehydrogenase (gene DPYD). NCBI's taxonomy places the organism in Eukaryota, Metazoa, Chordata, Aves, Passeriformes, Muscicapidae. Gene Ontology annotation, cellular component: cytoplasm; cytosol. Gene Ontology annotation, molecular function: NADP binding; uracil binding; iron-sulfur cluster binding. The record is from RefSeq and is a predicted model, not a curated record. Gene Ontology annotation, biological process: thymine catabolic process; uracil catabolic process. The coding region runs from base 129 to 3191 and encodes 1020 amino acids. The transcript is spliced from 23 exons.
CGGCCCGGCGCGGGGGGCGCCCGCCCACCUGGGCGUUGCUGCCCGGGCCGCCGGCUCCUCCUCUUCCCGCUCUCCGCUCCCUUCCACUCCGGGACUGCGGGGAGCCGGGGGAAGGCGGUGCGGACAGCAUGGCUCGUGUGCUGAGCCGGGACCCGGUGGACAUUGAGAACAUUCUGGCUUUAAAUCCCCGAAAACAAACACAUGCAACUCUUCACUCAACUGCAGCAAAGAAACAAGUCAAGAAGCAAUGGAAAAGGAAUUCUGACAAAAACUGUUCAAACUGUGAGAAACUGGAAAAUAAUUUUGAUGACAUCAAGCACACGACUCUUAGUGAGCGAGGAGCACUUCGAGAAGCAAUGAGAUGCUUAAAGUGUGCAGAUGCCCCCUGCCAGAAGAGUUGCCCAACUAAUCUGGACAUCAAGUCAUUCAUCACAAGUAUUGCAAACAAGAACUACUAUGGAGCUGCUAAAAUGAUUCUUUCUGACAAUCCACUUGGCCUGACAUGCGGAAUGGUGUGUCCCACAUCAGAUCUCUGUGUUGGUGGCUGCAAUUUGUAUGCCACUGAGGAAGGACCAAUUAAUAUUGGUGGAUUGCAGCAGUUUGCUACUGAGGUUUUCAAAGCCAUGAAUAUUCCUCAGAUCAGAAAUCCUUCCUUACCUCCUCUAGAAGAUAUGCCUGAAGCAUAUCAGGUGAAGAUAGCUCUUCUUGGUGCAGGACCUGCAAGUUUAAGUUGUGCUUCCUUUUUGGCUCGACUGGGCUAUUCAAACAUCACCAUAUUUGAAAAGCAGGAGUACCUUGGGGGCUUAAGUAUGUCUGAAAUCCCCCAGUUCCGUUUGCCGUAUGAUGUAGUGAAUUUUGAAGCCAAGCUUAUGAAGGAUCUUGGAGUGAAGAUAAUUUUUAGGAAAGGCCUUGCAGUGGAUGGAAUGACACUCCACACCCUGAAAGAAGAUGGCUAUAAAGCAGUCUUUAUUGGGAUAGGUUUGCCAGAACCAAACAGAGACAGUAUAUUCCAAGGACUGACAAUGAAUCAAGGAUUCUACACAUCUAAAGACUUCUUACCUUUGGUAGCAAUGGCAAGUAAACCAGGGAUGUGUGCCUGUCAGUCUGCGUUGCCAUCAGUCCAUGGCACUGUGAUUGUGCUGGGGGCAGGCGACACUGCGUUCGACUGCGCGACGUCUGCCCUGCGCUGCGGAGCUCGCCGCGUCUUUGUGGUCUUCAGGAAGGGAUUCACCCACAUCAGGGCAGUCCCAGAAGAGAUGGAACUUGCAAAAGAAGAGAAGUGUGAAUUUCUGCCUUUCCUCUCUCCUCGGAAAGUGGUUGUAAAAGGUGGACAAAUCGUUGCUAUGGAAUUUGUUCGAACUGAGCAAGACAGCGAUGGAAACUGGAGAGAGGAUGAGGAGCAGGUUGUCCGUCUGAAAACUGACGUGGUGAUCAGUGCCUUUGGCUCCAUUCUGAGUGACAAUAAAGUCAGAGAGGCCAUGGCACCUAUCAAGUUUAACAGAUGGGGUCUCCCUGAAGUAGACCCAGAAACGAUGCAGACAAGUGAGCCCUGGGUGUUUGCUGGGGGUGACAUUGGUGGCGUUGCCAACACGACGGUGGAAUCAGUGAACGAUGGCAAACAGGCUUCCUGGUACAUGCACAGAUACAUCCAGUCUUUGUAUGGUGUUGCAGUUCCUACAGUUCCAGAGCUACCUCUCUUCUAUACUCCUAUAGAUUUGGUGGAUAUCAGUGUAGAAAUGGCUGGACUGAAGUUUCCAAAUCCCUUUGGCCUUGCCAGUGCAACCCCUGCUACCAGUUCUUCAAUGAUUCGGAGAGCAUUUGAAGCUGGAUGGGGCUUUGCUGUCACUAAAACAUUCUCCCUGGAUAAGGAUAUUGUAACCAAUGUUUCUCCAAGGAUUGUGCGUGGGACUACUUCAGGCCCCCUGUAUGGCCCAGGGCAAGGCUCCUUUCUAAACAUUGAACUGAUCAGUGAGAAAACAGCAGCAUAUUGGUGCAGAAGCAUUACUGAACUGAAGGCUGACUUUCCAAACCAUGUUCUGAUUGCCAGCAUCAUGUGCACCUAUAACAAGGAAGACUGGACUAAACUUUCAAAAAUGGCUGAGGUCGCUGGUGCUGAUGCUCUGGAGUUGAAUUUAUCAUGUCCUCAUGGUAUGGGGGAGCGAGGCAUGGGACUGGCCUGUGGGCAGGAUCCAGAGCUGGUACGGAACAUCUGUCGCUGGGUUAGACAAGCUGUUCACAUUCCUUUCUUUGCCAAACUGACCCCAAAUGUCACUGAUAUUGUGAAAAUUGCAAUGGCUGCACAGGAAGGUGGCGCAGAUGGUGUUACAGCCACCAACACUGUGUCAGGACUGAUGGGACUGAAAGCAGACAGCACACCUUGGCCAGCAGUUGGUCGAGGGCUGAGGACCACAUAUGGUGGCAUGUCAGGGAACGCCAUCCGGCCCAUCGCCCUGCGCGCCGUGUCCGCCAUCGCCCGCGCCCUGCCCGGCUUCCCCGUCCUGGCGACCGGGGGCAUCGACUCUGCUGAGGCUGGCCUGCAGUUUCUGCACACUGGUGCUUCUGUCCUACAGGUGUGCAGUGCUAUCCAAAACCAAGAUUUCACUGUUAUUGAUGACUACUGCACGGGACUGCGAGCUCUUCUGUACCUGAAAAGCAUCGAGGAGCUUGAAGACUGGGAUGGACAGAGUCCUGCAACCAUGUGCCACCAGAAAGGAAAACCAGUACCUAGAAUUCCUGAGCUGAUGGGAAAGAAUCUGCCCAGUUUUGGGCCUUACCUGGAGCAACGCAGAAAGAUAAUAGCUGAGAACAAGAUUAGGCUGAAGGCACAGAGCAUGGCUGCUGAGCUGGCUGAGAAAAAACACUUCAUUCCCAAGAAGCCCAUUCCAGCAAUCAAGGAUGUAAUUGGAAAAGCACUGCAGUAUAUUGGAACAUAUGGUGAUCUGUGCAACACAGAGCAAGUUGUGGCUGUGAUUGACCAGGAAAUGUGUAUCAACUGUGGCAAAUGCUACAUGACCUGUAAUGAUUCUGGCUACCAGGCGAUCCGCUUCGAGCCCGACACGCACCUGCCCGCGGUGACGGGCGGCUGCACGGGCUGCACGCUGUGCCUGGGCGUGUGCCCCGUGCCGGGCUGCGUCCGCAUGGUGCCGCGCACCGCGCCCUACCUGCCCGCCCGGGGGCUGCCCCUGCCCUGAGCUGCUCACACCGCUCUGCUGCCGCCCAUCCCCUCCCAGCCAGCCCUGCCAAAGCUGCUCCUGUAGAAAACGUAACACUGAUGGCUGCUGCGGUCAGCGCUGCCUUCCCAAUCGCGAUUUCUGCAGCAAUGAAGGUCUGAAUUACAGAAAGGUGGUGGUCUCUCAGUUGUCCACUAUUUGAAGUGUAACUUCCUUGUUACAAUUCAUGCUGUGAUUUCAAAACUUCUCAAUAGACUCUUUAAUCUCUCUUAUUUUCUGGCUGGAAAUAUAAUUAAGAAAGCAUUUUUAAUGAACUACAAAUCAAUGUACAAGCUAACUGUUUUCAAGGAGAGCGUUUUGUAAUUAAACAUUACAUUUAGUUUUAAAAGAGUAUCUUAGAAGAUGUAAUUAACUACAUAGCAUUCAAACAAAGCGAUGUGCCUUCUAUUUUUCUAUAGACAGAAAUGAAAGGGAGUUUAAAAUAGGAUUUAAGAACUGGAUUAAUCACUUUCAACAACUACAGCAUAUGGUAGUGUAUUUUUAUAAUCCUUUCUAAUUCUUUUUCACACUAGUCACUUUAUAGAAUAAAUUUGCUUUGCACUGACACAUGCUGGACUCUUCAGAUUUGUGUGUUUCAGGGGUGGUUUGAUUAUUACACUCCCUCCUCAGUGAACAUUUAUAACAUCUCUCCAAACAGUUAAAAUGGCUUAUUAGGAAGUCCAGGUUGUGUUUCAGGAUUCUGAGAAACAACAGCAUUUUUUGCUCCAAGCUCAUCCUCUCAAUAAGGUUUUAAUUGUGCCAAUUAAUGUUGCAGAAUGUACACGUUUCAGGUCAGAGAUCUGACUGCACACCCUGCAGGCUGCGUUUGCCAAGCACAGACACUCAGGGCAAACUGGCAAGGUGAUUUCCCCCAGAGCUGUGUAGAGUUCUGGCAGUUUCACAGCCAAAAAGAAAUACAGGUUCAUCUGUCUUACUAAACAAUAUCUCAGUUUAAUCCAUUUUUCACUCACAGUAGGAACUUUCUAAUAUGAACAUAUUGCUGUCUGCUUUACUCCACUUUAGAAUAUAAAGCUUUUAGUUUCAUAACAAUAAUAAAUGAUCUAUCAGUUCAAUUUCUUAUACCAUAUAUUGUGAGCAGCAAAAGCUUUGAUUACAAAGAUACCCUGCCUUUUGUUUCUUGAUUUAUGAAUUGAACACUGAAUUAUAAAUAAAUGUUGAAACCAA